Messenger RNA from Xiphophorus hellerii (green swordtail), 2548 nucleotides. RefSeq names its product caM kinase-like vesicle-associated protein. Lineage: Eukaryota; Metazoa; Chordata; Actinopteri; Cyprinodontiformes; Poeciliidae. The record is from RefSeq and is a predicted model, not a curated record. Gene Ontology annotation, molecular function: ATP binding; protein kinase activity. Gene Ontology annotation, biological process: protein phosphorylation.
AACUCCGCCUCCCCCUGCAUCAUCUCAGCUCCGCUCUCACCAUCACACACUCACGUAAUACUCCCGUGGUUAAGCUGACUUGUUGGAAAUGCUUGAGGAUCUUAACAUUUGUCCGACUGCACGCCGCCUGUAACAUCAGCGAAGAUCAAAGAAAAGUAAAAGCGCAACAAGAAAAAAAAAGCGUCAUCUGAGCAGACUAGGGGCGGUAUCGCAGAUUGGAACCAGUCAUUGAAGGUGUUGCACUGUGGCAGGACUCUCGUUGGCUGAAGGGCACAAGCUGCCAUGCCGUUUGGUUGUCUCACACUCGGAGAGAAGAAGGAUUAUAACAGUCCCACGGAGGUGACUGACAAAUAUGACCUCGGACAAGUUGUUAAGUCGGAGGAGUUUUGUGAGAUAUUCCGAGCAAAGGACAGGAAUACCUUGAAAAUGUAUACAUGUAAAAAGUUUAACAAAAAGGAUGGAAGGAAAGUGAGGAAAGCUGCAAAGAAUGAGAUAAUGAUCUUGAAGAUGGUAAAACAUCACAACAUCCUCCAGCUGGUUGAUGCAUUUGAAACUAAGAAAGAGUACUUUAUUUUUCUGGAGCUUGCUACAGGAAGGGAGGUCUUUGAUUGGAUUUUGGAUCAAGGCUACUAUUCAGAAAGGGACACUAGCAAUGUAAUGAGGCAGGUUCUGGAGGCCGUCGCUUACCUGCACUCUCUGAAGAUUGUCCACAGAAACCUGAAGCUGGAGAAUUUGGUGUACUAUAAUCGUUUGAAGCACUCCAAAAUUGUUAUCAGCGACUUUCAGCUGGCAAAACUGGAAAAUGGACUAAUUAAAGACCCAUGUGGGACUCCAGAAUAUCUUGCACCUGAAGUGGUUGGAAGACAGAGAUACGGUCGGCCAGUGGACUGCUGGGCCAUCGGCGUCAUCAUGUACAUACUUUUAUCAGGGAACCCUCCUUUCUAUGACGAUUCUGAUGAAGAAGACCCAGAUAGCCGUGACAAGAACCUCUUUCUAAAGAUUUUGUCUGGGGACUAUGAAUUUGAUUCUCCCUACUGGGAUGACAUUUCUGAUUCUGCCAAAACCUUGGUAGCAUCUUUGAUGGAUGUCGACCAAGACCAGCGAUUGACUGCACAGGAAGCUAUUGCCCAUGAAUGGAUUUCUGGAAAUGCGGCCUCUGACAAGAACAUCAAAGAUGGAGUUUGUGCCCAAAUCGAGAAGAACUUUGCCAAAGCAAAGUGGAAGAAAGCUGUACGGGUAACUACCCUGAUGAAACGCCUUCGAGGGCCUGAUCAGAGUGACUCGGGGGCUGCAGGAGCUGCAGCAGGGGCAGCAGCCGACGCCAACACACCCGGAGGUGGUCCUGCUCCUCCAGCUGGCGGCGGCCUUAGCAUGGCUGCCACCCUUAAAGCUGCUCUUAAAGAAAAGGCCUCUGACACACAGACUGCAACCAGCCCUGCACAAUCCUUGCAGCCUGGAGCGCAGCAGGAGGAGCAGCAGUCACGGUGCAACGGUGAGGCUCCGCAAAUGGUACCACAGAGAAAAGGAGACUAAGCCAGUUGAUACAUUCAGGGGACCCAUGAUAAGAUAUGGGCCUACAAGCACAUGUAAAACUAAAACAUCUGGCAUCAUGAGUAUGUGUCUGUGCUGUCCGACAAUCACAGUUCACAAAUUUUUCAUCUUUUGCCUUUUGUACUGGUUGAUUAUUAGUGUUCCUCUACCUUCCUUUUUCCUUUUGUUAUUUUGUGUGUAGGUCUCUUAAAAUGAUUGUUGCAAAGUAGCUCUUUUAUUGUUUCCCCUCCUUUGAGAACUGUAUAAUAUAUUCAGGUAAUUCAUUGUUCAUUGUGUAAUUAAGUGAAUUUCAGAGGCUCAUUGUAUAUACAUGUAUUUGUCACAAAAAUUGCUACUUUUUAGCUUUAGAACUUACUAGCCUGAGUUAAUAUCUUGCGACUUAAAAUUAUAAGUUGAAAUAUUUGGUAAUUUGAUCACAAUUAAUUUGAUUACAAUUGUUUUCAAAGUAAGCAAAUAACACUGUACUUUUUAAGCAUAUUUGAGUGAAAUCUUUUCCUAAAACAAAUCAGACAAGGUAGCCAUCCUUAGAUGUGCAUUAUCCAAACUGUAGAAUAAGUCGAUAUAAGAAAAUAACAUUUAAAACUGUAACAUAUAGAUAAUAAUAAAUAUGAUAAGUAUUUUUUUAAUGAAAGACUAUAUAGCUGAAAAGGCGAAUUUGACUACUAGAUAUCUACAAUUUAGUGCAGUAUAUCAAACAACUUAAAAUUUUAAGGCAGCAAGAAUGCACAUUUUUAAGUUGAAGUGCCUUAUCAUUUGUUGCAGUCAUGUUUCUAGACUUGAUUUAAAAUGCUUUUUAAAUAACUAAAAUAUUCAAAAUGUUUCAUUGACUUCUGUUUUGGGCCUUGUAUUUUGUCCUCUUUCAUGGCUUGAUUUAUUACAAACAAAAAUCAAACAAAAAAUAUUUAGAAUGUUCUGUGUACUGUGAUGUUUUCGCUGUUGCUGUGUUGUAACCUGUAAUUACUAAAUAAAGAUUUUAUUGUAAAGCCAACAUGCCAUA